UCUCUCUCUCUCUCUCUCACUGUGCUCUUUCAGAAAUUCCAGAUCAUUCCACAACCUUCCAAUGGGCGCACACCUGUUUCUUCUUAUAACCUCAACUCCACCAUUCUCCAUCUCCAUUAUUCCACUUCUUGCGCCUGCGUAGAUAUCUCUAUCUCGCUCUAUUUACGAAACCUCAAUCGUAUGGCUUCCGAGGCUGAGGUGUCGGAGCUUUCUUCAAUGUUUGAAAGGGUGGUGAGGAACAGAGACCUGUCUCUGUUCAUACCCUUCAUCAUGGGCUUCGCCGGCCCAAGAAGGGAUUCACAACCAGGGGACGUCCCAGAUCAAGAAUCUGAGAAUACACCCUCAACGCCACGUGACAGGAUCAUCCUCAUCAACCCCUUCACGCAAGGCAUGGUGGUGAUUGACGGCACUUCGGGCUUGGAUUCCCUGCUGCGCGAACAGGGUGCCAAGGAUGGGCAGGCACCGGCCUCGAAGGCUUCUAUGGAGGCCAUGCCGAAUGUGGAGGUGGAUGAAGACGGUGGGGAUUGUGUGAUUUGCUUGGACGAGUUGGAGGUUGGUGGGGUGGCCAAAGAAAUGCCCUGUAAGCAUAGAUUCCACGCAAAUUGUAUAGAGAAGUGGUUGGGGAUUCAUGGGUCUUGCCCUGUUUGCAGGUACAAGAUGCCUGUUGAGGAGGAAGAUGUGGGCAAGAAGAGGGAUGAGGAAGAGAGAGAGAGGAGGGUUGAGAGGGAGAUUUGGGUUAGUUUUUCUUUCAAUAGUGGUAGGAGAAGUGGGGAUUCAAGUCAAACUCCAACCAGUGAUUCCAAUGAUCCCAAUGAUUCUUCCUCGAGUCCUAGGCCUGAUCAUGAAACGGAGGUCUAGAAAAUUAUAUAUGAUCUAUUUUUUUCCUUUUGUAUUUCGGAAAUACGAUGUACAGGAACGAAGCGUGAUUUUGUUUUUGUUUAAAGGAAUAAAUGGAUUACAUUUUUGUGUCA
Alnus glutinosa is the source of this 971-nucleotide messenger RNA. Its product is annotated as E3 ubiquitin-protein ligase MPSR1-like. Gene Ontology annotation, molecular function: ubiquitin protein ligase activity. Gene Ontology annotation, cellular component: cytoplasm. The transcript has a single exon. Bases 181 to 858 code for a protein of 225 amino acids. NCBI's taxonomy places the organism in Eukaryota, Viridiplantae, Streptophyta, Magnoliopsida, Fagales, Betulaceae. Gene Ontology annotation, biological process: protein ubiquitination. The record is from RefSeq and is a predicted model, not a curated record.